This is a messenger RNA of Amaranthus tricolor (Joseph's coat), 1827 nucleotides long. RefSeq lists its product as uncharacterized. NCBI's taxonomy places the organism in Eukaryota, Viridiplantae, Streptophyta, Magnoliopsida, Caryophyllales, Amaranthaceae. The record is from RefSeq and is a predicted model, not a curated record. The coding region runs from base 109 to 1320 and encodes 403 amino acids. Gene Ontology annotation, cellular component: mitochondrial small ribosomal subunit. The transcript has 4 exons. Gene Ontology annotation, biological process: mitochondrial translation. Gene Ontology annotation, molecular function: structural constituent of ribosome.
AAAAAUGAAUUAAACAGGGGUUUUCGGAGGAUUUUGGCUUCCUUUAAACCCUAACUGCCGAAAGUAAGAACAAGAAAGAGAGAGACAGACAGAUUGAAUUGAGAAGCCAUGAAAAGAGUAAUUCUCAGAAAUAUUUUGUUCUUCACUCGCAAUUUUACAUCAUCCCCUACCAUUUCCAAUCGAAUUCCUAUUCGUCGAAAUCUGUUACCUCCGAUUUCUCGUUCAUACUCUCCCAGAUUCUUCUCCUCUGAAAAUGAUUCUUCUGAUCAAAGCUCUAAAUCUACUCUUCCUGAUGAGGUUGAGGAUGUCAGCAAUGAAGAGUUGAAAAAGAGGAUAGAACAGUACUUCAAGGGUGAUGAAGAGGCAUUCUCCUCUGUCUAUGAAGCCAUACUCAAAAGGAAGUUAUCAGGGAAGCACGAGCUUACUGAUGAUGAGCUGUUGGAAGAAUUGCGUUUUUCUCCAAUUGAUGGUAUACGUGAUGAAGAUUUCGAGGAAGAUUUUGAGGAGGCGCAUGAAACUGAUGAAGAUAUUCCGAAUUUGUGUAACGCCGAGAAUUAUGUUGUGAAUAGCUUACUAGAGGAUGAGUUCUUUAGCAUGGAUGAGAAAAAAUGGGGUUCCAUUGUUCAGGAAGCAAGUAAAUUUGGGCUUGCAAGGGACAUGAAGGAGUGUGAAGAGAUUUUAGAGGAUAUGCGCGAUUGGGAUAAGCUCCUCCCAGAUGACAUUAAGCGAAAGGUUAAAGCAAAGUUUGAUGAAUUAGGAGAUAAAUGUGAAAGACAGGAGCUUGAACCAGAGGAAGCAUAUCAGCACUUCAAGGAAUUUGAGGAUCAGAUUGUGGCUGAUUAUUUGAAGAAGACAGAGCAAGAACCAAAGUCAGAUGAGGCGACUGAGCCUGUAGAGAAGAUGUCUGAUGAUCCACCUGGUAAGGGUCCAAUACUCAGAUGGCAAUCACGGGUGGUAAUGUGUCUAGGAGGUGAUGCAUGGCAUCCCAAAAAUAGAAAGGUGAAAUUAUCGGUGACUGUUAAAGAGCUUGGACUUUCAAAAUAUCAAUUUCGUCGACUGCGGGAAAUAGUAGGGAAAAGGUAUCAUCCUGGAAAAGAUGAGCUAACAAUCACAAGUGAGAGGUUUGAACACCGUGAAGAGAAUCGAAAGGAUUGCUUGAAAACCCUGCUUAAAAUCAUCGAGGAGGCUGGUAAAGCUACUGCAUUGGUAGAUGAGGCCCGAACAUCUUACGUCAAACAAAGGCUUAAAGCAAACCCAGCAUUCAUGGCAAGGUUGCUUGCUAAGACGAAGCAGACCCCAGUUGCUGCUAUUUCUACAUGAGUAAUAUAUUCUCCCGUAUUCAGUUAGCAGAAUUCUGUUUUGCAGUGUUCUUCGUUGUUUUUUGGUCGAGGGGCAUGCUCUCGACGAACAAAUUUCUUGCUUGCUUCAGGCUUCAACAACUAAUACACAUGUGGGAUUCAUACAUCGCCUUAAAUAGAAUAUGAUCUACCAAAUCUACACAAGAUGGUGGUCGAUGAGGUUAAUGUUAAGAAGGAAAACCAUGUUAUGGUCGAUUAGGUGCAAAACCAUUGCUAUCGUACUCAAAUGUUGAGCUAAACUACUACUUUCUCUGCCCGUAGAUUUAUAAUUGUUAUAAUUUUAUUUUUGGCUAUGAAUUACACUUUUCUCUAAUUUUUAUUUUCUACAAUAAUAUCAGAAUUUUAAUCCCAAUAGAGUGGGGAGGGACAUAAAAAAAUUGUAUUCAAUAUAAUGUUAUAUUCCCUCUUGAAAUUUUAAAAGUGGAAACUUGAGAACUAAUAUUGCCAUUUUAUUAUUCAUGAGGAUUUA